This is a messenger RNA of Sphenostylis stenocarpa, 1344 nucleotides long. The record is from the annotation of a GenBank genome assembly. Lineage: Eukaryota; Viridiplantae; Streptophyta; Magnoliopsida; Fabales; Fabaceae.
AUGAAGAUUGUAGGAGUCGGUUUCCGGCCCAAAGACGAAGAACUUGUCGACUUUUACCUCAAACACAAGCUGCUGGGUGAUGAUCCCAGUGUCCUCGUCAUGCCUGACAUUGAACUUUGUGAUGUGGAACCGUGGGAAGUACCAGCGAUGCUGGAAAAAUCAGUAUUACGAUUCGGCGACCCAGAAUGGUUUUUCUUCAGUCCUGUUGAUUUCAAGUAUUCAAAUAGUAAAAGGGUUAACAGGACAACCAAGUGUGGCUUCUGGAAACCCACUGGAAAUGACCGUGACGUUAAGGGCUGGGACACUACCACUGUCAUUGGGAGUAAGAAGACUCUUGUUUUCCACCAAGGUCGUGCUUCCAAAGGUGUUAAGACCAACUGGGUUAUUCACGAAUACCAUGCUUCUACCUUAAAUGAAAACCAGAGGACUUUUGUUUUAUGCCGCUUGAUAAAGAAACCUGGGAACACUACUGAAGGUGGAACUGAUGCACUGAUAAGUGAGAAAGGAGAAUCCAGUAUAAGCAUGGUUUCUAACUAUGAAAAUCAGGGAGUUGCUUAUACAGGAAUGAAAACGAUCUUUCCAGAAACUGAUCAAUCAGAUACAUGCUUCCCCUCCAGACAACAGUCUCUAAUUGGUAUUGAUGAGCAAGAGGAAACUUUUUAUCCAAAUUAUCCUUUAAUCAAUGUCUAUUUUAGAAAUGAAAACAUAAAUCAGAUUUUAUAUCAACAAAAAGAGAUGAUUUCUCAACAAAAAGAGAUGGUUUCUCAACAAAAAGAGAUGGUUUCUCAACAAACAGAGAUGGUUUCUCAACAAACAGAGAUGGUUUCUCAACAAACAGAGAUGGUUUCUCAACAAACAGAGAUGGUUUCUCAACAAACAGAUAUGGUUUCUCAACAAACAAAGAUGGUUAUUCCAUCUCAACAAACAGAGAUUGAUUCUCAACAAACAGAGAUUGUUUCUCAACCAAUGCAUAUUUCUUUUGAAUCUAUAAUUUCAGAGGAAGAUGAGUUCUUCACAUCAAUUUUAACUAUUGAUGAAGAAAUUACUCAGGAUCCAUUUCAACCACUGCAUAUUUCUCUUGAAUCUAUAGUUUCAAAGGAAGAUGAGUUCCUCACAUCAAUUUUAAGUUUUGAUGAAGAAAUUACUCAAAUUCCAGACAGAGAAAUUACUCAGAUUUCAUCGGAACCAAUACAGUUUCCAUCGGAACCAAUAUAUUGUGAAGACUACAAUUAUCCAGAUGCAAAAGUCAUCUUUAAAGACUACAAGAUUGAAGAUAUUUCAAUUAUGUAUGAUGAAUAUUCUAAUUUGAAUAAUUAUCAUGCAUCAAAAAGAUUUAAAACAUAA